Molecule: messenger RNA, 910 nt
Organism: Juglans microcarpa x Juglans regia
Lineage: Eukaryota; Viridiplantae; Streptophyta; Magnoliopsida; Fagales; Juglandaceae
Exons: 2
Coding region: 102-479 (125 amino acids)
Source: RefSeq, a predicted model, not a curated record
AUCUUGACCGUCACCUAAGAAAAAGAACCCCCCUCCUCCAUCCCCCAAAACUUCCUAAAGCGUGAAAACAAGGCGGUGGUGUUUCUCAUUUCUCUACCAAAAUGGCGAAGCCUGCGUCAUCUCUCUUCCAGAACCUGAAGCGCUACUUCAAGAAGCCCUGGGAGAUCACCGGACCUUGCGCCGACCCAGAAUACAGGUCAGCUUUGCCCGGAGCCCUCGAGUACAGGGUCACCUGCCCCGCCACAAUCAAGAUCGAGCCAUGGAUCCCCAACUCCGACCCCGAAACCGUAUUUGACAUCAAGUACUACACCCGCGAUCAGCGUCGCAACCGCCCUCCCAUCCGCCGGACUGUGCUUAAGAAGGCCGACGUGGAGAAGCUGAUGAAGGAGAAGACGUUCUGUGUCUCGGACUUUCCGAGUGUCUAUCUGACUGCCAAGGUCGAGGAGGAUGAGAAUGCUCGUGGCGGAGGGUACCAGUAACAGGCCUGUGGGAUCGGGGAGAAAUUGCCGUGCUUUAGUCUUCUCUCUGUUUUUCUAGCUCGAUCCGUGACUGAAGAUGGGCAAGGUUAUAUCACAGCGUAUAAGGGAUUUCUGUGGACUUCUCAUUUUGAGAGGAUACGGUGCAUGAAUUAAUAAAAAUGGUUGCGUGCACUUUAAUUUCAUGUCCGUUUACUUCGUGCAUUGAUGUGUUUAUUGUUUAAAUUCCAAAUGUAACUGCAGGUUGGAUGCUCGAUGAAUGUUUCGAACUUCCAGAUUUUUUUUUUUACAUGCAACCUUCUGGUGGAACUUUUGGAGUUAUCAUUUUUCUAUUUGCAACUUGCAAUUAAAUAAACACUUGGGUGUUACUUCUCCUUCAGUAUCACGCCGGGAUGCCAUUUAUAAGAUGGACUUGGUAUAGAUGAGUUAUGCUA